AUGAGGAUUCGACCUAUCAGGAGGGAACCUAAGAUCGAUAUGUCCGCUACUUUCAAAUCCAUCCGAUCCGUUCAACCCCUCCUUGACAGGGUGCUCGUCCAGAGAUUCAAAGCGGAGACCAAAACUUCAUCUGGUCUCUUUCUCCCAUCUUCCGCUACUCAAUCCCCUCUUCCUGAAGCUACAGUCAUCGCAGUAGGACCAGGAUCACCAGACAAAUCUGGAGUCGUUCAACCCGUCAGCGUGUCAGUCGGAGAUAGAGUCUUGUUGCCCGGUUGGGGUGGAAACCCGAUCAAAGUGGGAGAAGAGGAGUACCACCUUUUCAAAGAUGCCGAGAUUCUAGCCAAGAUCAACGAGUAG
This is a messenger RNA of Kockovaella imperatae, 357 nucleotides long. RefSeq names its product chaperonin 10-like protein. Gene Ontology annotation, cellular component: mitochondrial matrix. Gene Ontology annotation, molecular function: protein-folding chaperone binding; metal ion binding; protein folding chaperone. The transcript is spliced from 5 exons. NCBI's taxonomy places the organism in Eukaryota, Fungi, Basidiomycota, Tremellomycetes, Tremellales, Cuniculitremaceae. The record is from RefSeq and is a predicted model, not a curated record. The coding region runs from base 1 to 357 and encodes 118 amino acids.